This is a messenger RNA of Oncorhynchus kisutch (coho salmon), 3159 nucleotides long. Its product is annotated as metabotropic glutamate receptor 4-like. Gene Ontology annotation, cellular component: membrane. The record is from RefSeq and is a predicted model, not a curated record. The transcript is spliced from 11 exons. The coding region runs from base 1 to 2520 and encodes 839 amino acids. Gene Ontology annotation, biological process: G protein-coupled receptor signaling pathway. Gene Ontology annotation, molecular function: G protein-coupled receptor activity. Lineage: Eukaryota; Metazoa; Chordata; Actinopteri; Salmoniformes; Salmonidae.
AUGCCUGGUCUCAACCAACCCCACUACCUGGAGCCGUCAACUGGUCUGGGUGGAGUAUGCCCGGAACACCCUUCCCUGUUCUGCAACGGGACUCUCCCCUUUCGAGUGCUCCAUGGGGUAUCAGCCUCCACUCUUCCGGAACAAGAGCAGGAGGCCAGCGUACCCUCGGCCCAGAUGUUUGUCCGGCGCUGUCGACGUACCUGGAGAAGGGCCAGGGUGGCUAUUCUCAAGACCAACUCCAUGUAUCGUCGACAAGCGGACCGUCGCCAGAGGGUCAUCGAUGGCCAGACAGCGUAUACGAUCCCCCAGGUGAGCUAUGCCUCCACGGCUCCAGAGCUGAGUGAUAACACGCGCUACGACUUCUUCUCCCGAGUCGUGCCCCCGGACACCUACCAGGCACAGGCCAUGGUGGACAUAGUUAAAGCCAUGCGCUGGAAUUAUGUCUCCACAGUAGCAUCAGAGGGUAACUAUGGAGAAAGCGGUGUGGAUGCCUUCAUACAGAAGUCCCGCGAAGAGGGAGGUGUGUGCAUCUCUCAGUCAGUGAAGAUACCACGAGAACCUAAGCCUGGAGAGUUUGACAAGAUCAUCCGCAGACUGUCAGAGAACCCCAAUGCACGGGUUGUUAUUCUCUUUGCCAAUGAAGAUGACAUUAGGCGGCUUCUUCAAGCAGCUAAGAAGGACAACCAGACAGGACAUUUCAUAUGGGUGGGUUCAGACAGCUGGGGGUCUAAGAUCUCCCCCAUACUCAACCAGGAGGAGAUGGCAGAAGGUGCUGUUACCAUCCUACCUAAACGGCAGUCCAUCCGAGGGUUUGAUCGCUACUUUAUCAGCAGAACUUUGGACAACAACAGAAGGAAUAUUUGGUUUGCAGAGUUCUGGGAAAACAACUUUCAGUGCAAACUCAGUCGACAUGCUCUGAAGAAAGGAUCCGGCAUCAAAAAGUGCACAAACCACGAGCGGAUCAGGAAGGACUCGUCCUAUGAGCAGGAGGGAAAGGUCCAGUUUGUGGUCGACGCAGUCUACGCCAUGGCUCAUGCCCUGCACAACAUGCACAAGGAGCUCUGUCCAGGCAAAGUGGGCCUCUGCUCCAAAAUGGAAACCAUCAAUGGAACCAUGUUGCUCAAGUUCAUUCGCAAAGUCAACUUUACAGGAAUUGCUGGCACUCCAGUGAUCUUCAAUGUGAACGGAGAUGCCCCUGGUCGCUAUGAGAUUUACCAGUACCAGAUGAAACACAACACCACCGAGUAUAAGAUCAUCGGCCACUGGGCAGACCAGCUCCAUUUAGAUACUAAGGAGAUGUGGUGGCCUGGUGGGACACUCCAGGUACCCCAGUCUAUCUGCAGCCAGCCAUGUUGUCCUGGGGAGAGGAAGAAAACAGUCAAAGGUGUCCCCUGCUGUUGGCACUGUGAGCGCUGUGAUGGCUAUCAGUACCAGGCCGACACCUACAGCUGUAAGAUGUGCCGCUUUGACCUGCGGCCCAAUGAGAACCACACGGCCUGUGAAGCCAUCCCCAUCGUCAAGCUGGAGUGGAGUUCCCCUUGGGCUGUCAUCCCUGUACUCAUUGCUGUGCUGGGCAUCAUGGCCACCAUGUUUGUGGUGGGCACCUUCAUCCGCUACAACGACACGCCCAUCGUGAAGGCGUCAGGGCGCGAACUCAGCUAUGUGCUGCUGACGGGCAUCUUCCUGUGCUACGCCACCACCUUCCUCAUGAUCGCUGCCCCUGACGUUGGCAUCUGCUCCCUGCGACGGAUCUUCCUUGGUCUGGGGAUGAGUAUUAGCUAUGCAGCGCUGCUCACUAAGACCAACCGUAUCUAUCGCAUCUUUGAGCAGGGGAAGAUGUCAGUGAGCACCCCAAGGUUCAUCUCCCCGGCCUCCCAGCUGGUCAUCACCUUCAGCCUGAUCUCAGUUCAGCUCCUGGGGGUGUGUAUCUGGUUUGGUGUGGACCCGUCUCAGGCUAUCAUCGACUAUGAGGACCAACGCACGUCCAACCCGAACAUGGCCCGUGGCGUGCUCAAAUGUGACAUCUCAGACCUUUCUCUGAUCUGCCUGCUUGGCUUCAGCAUGCUGCUCAUGGUCACCUGUACGGUGUAUGCCAUCAAGACCCGGGGGGUGCCAGAGACCUUCAACGAGGCCAAGCCCAUUGGCUUCACCAUGUACACCACCUGUAUCGUGUGGCUAGCCUUCAUACCCAUCUUCUUUGGGACCUCGCAGUCAACAGAAAAGAUGUACAUCCAGACCACAACUUUGACCAUCUCUGUGAGCCUGAGUGCCUCUGUGUCUCUGGGAAUGCUCUACAUGCCAAAGGUCUACGUGGUCCUUUUCCACCCGGAGCAGAACGUGCCCAAUCGCAAGCGCAGCCUCAAGGCUGUAGUCACCGCAGCCACCAUGUCCAACAAGUUCCCCACCAAGGCUGGCCUCCGUCCCAACGGAGAGGCCAAGUCUGAGCUCUGUGAAAGCCUGGAGACACAAGCAUUGGCCUCCAAGCAGACAUACAUCAGCUACAGUAACCAUGCCAUCUAAGAGACAGACAGUGGAACUCCGGCUUGGAAGAAUAGCAAGGACCUGCCCGUGGGGUGAACAAACACCAAAAACUGGAGCACCAAGAUGCAAGAGCAGUGGCAAAGGUGGAGAAAUGAGAAUGAGAAUAAUCACUCAACAUACAGAACUGAUGUCACUAUUUUCAAGAGGACAAGGCAAGGCAAAUAUAUUGAAUGCCAAACAAAAGCAGUGCGGGGUGGGGAAGUGGGGAUGUCAGGUAGACAGUGAUGUCUCCCCUCCCCAUCCUCCUUGUGACAUGUCAGAUACACCAGGCAAUUACAUUUCCAAAUUCAGUCAGAGCCAAUGACUUCAAUUCAGUGUUUUCCUUCUGGAGUUUAUAUAACAGCAUUUCUCUUCUGGUGUUUUGUCUGAAGCUGACUAACACCCUCUUCGGUAAGAGUGAAUUGAGUUUUCUCUUUGUGUGCAGCAGUGUUGUGUCUCUCUCUACCAGUAGUAAUGUGCAAUUAUUUGCCUCCCUUUCUUCUCUGUCCUUUCCAAUGCGGGUGAAAUGCUGAACAUAAUAUCAAAUUAGUCAAAGCUGUCAAAAGUAGAUGAAAAAGUGUGUUGUUGGUGUGGGGUAAGUCUUCAUUCAAGGCCAAAAUAAACAAAUAUUAAUCCUCA